AUGGAACCGCUGGCCGCGCCGCCGGUGCGGCGCUCAAACCGGGAUCGUCGGGAGGCGCGCAAGGCGGCGGCCGCGGCAGCUAAGGCCGCAGUCCACCGGCAGGCGCUCGAGGCGAGGGCCUGGCGCAGGCUCUACGAGGACCUCGCGGCGGCGCUGGGCGCUGCGGGCGCGGAUGGCGAACUGAGCAGGCGCUUGGCUGCGGCCGCCCCUGCUUUGGGCGCCCUCGUCCGCGGGGAGGAGCCGACGGCGGUGGCUCGCCUGAGGCGCAACGUGGCCCUUCACGCGGUGGCGGAGGGCAUCGACGCGGGCGUCUGCGGCGGGGCCUUCAAGAAGGUGCCGUUCCACCUGGAGCUCGAGGAGGAGACUGUGCUGGAGAGCGCGGCCCCCAAGGCGGUCGAGUCGGGCGCCGAGUGUGUGACAAAGGAUCCGUACGGGAGGAUCCACGUGGAGAGCGAGGCGGCGACCACGGGCUGGUUAGCACCAGGCACGUGGCAGCUGAAGGACCCCGCGACGGAGGCCGAGAUCUUUGUCUAA
This is a messenger RNA of Prorocentrum cordatum, 534 nucleotides long. The record is from the annotation of a GenBank genome assembly. NCBI's taxonomy places the organism in Eukaryota, Dinophyceae, Prorocentrales, Prorocentraceae.